CUCCCUCCUUCAGCACCCUCAACCCACGGAGAUUGGACAGCCCGGUGCCACAUGGCAGAGAGGAACCAGGAUAAAAGAUGAGCUGGACUUGGGGACUGUAACGUCCGCAGCAGAACAGCCGGGAGAAGUCUGCAGAGAGGUGGCACCAAACUUUGCUGGCAGCGCCGAGCCCGUGCAGGGGAGGACGGACAGACGCCGGGGCUGCGGCCACCCAGGGACACACGUGGGGUGAGCACCAGCUGCGGAGCAUCCUGUCCCCUCUGUGCCCAGCCAUGUCCCUGGUGGUGAAGGAGAAGAACCACGUGCGGUUGGUCUUCUUGGGCGCCGCCGGCGUGGGCAAGACAGCCCUCAUCCGCCGCUUCCUGAUGGACACCUUCGAGCCCAAGCACCGGCGCACGGUGGAGGAGCUGCACAGCAAGGAGUACGAGGUGAGCGGGGCCACGGUCAAGGUGGAAAUCCUGGACACCAGCGGCAGCUACUCCUUCCCGGCCAUGAGGAAGCUCUCGAUCCAGAACAGCGAUGCUUUCGCCCUGGUCUAUGCUGUAGACAACGCCGAGUCCUUCGAGAGCGUGAAGAGCCUGCGGGAGGAGAUCCUGGAGGUGAAGGAAGACAAGUUCCCUCCCAUCGUGGUGGUUGGCAACAAGGCGGAGAGCGGCAGCGAGCGGCAGGUGCCGGCGGAGGACGCCCUGUCGCUGGUGGAGCUGGACUGGAACAGCCGUUUCGUGGAGACGUCGGCCAAGGACAACGAGAACGUCCUGGAGGUCUUCAGGGAGCUGCUGCAGCAAGCCAACCUGCCCAGCCGGCUCAGCCCGGCGCUCUGCAAGAGGAGGGAGACGUUGCCCAAGGAGCAGGCGCUGAGGCCUCCCAUGAACAAGACCAACAGCUGCUCGGUGUGCUGAGCCGGCCGCCCGGGGCCGGGAGGAAGGUGCCGGCAGCAGCGGCACCGGCUGGAAACUCAGGUGGGCUGGGUGGGGAGAGGUGCUGCCUCGGCCAAAACCAACCCCGCUGCCUCCCACCCCUUCCCUCCCCUUCCCCACCCAGCCUGCCGGGAGCGGUGAGAGUUGGGAGAUGACGAGGAGGAGGGACUUGGAAGGGAUGCUGGAUGCUGGAAGGGUGCGAGGAGAGGGCAAGUUCCUAAAAAGGCAGGAGGUGUACCUGGGAAACCGCCGCCGGUCAGCUGGCACGGUGCGUCUGUGCCAUCGUGAGCUGGCAGGCAGGCAGGCAGGCAGCUCCUCGCGUGCUAGGCAAGGGGGACAAACAACGGGUGUCUGGCCGCAUGCAUCAGAAGGCAGAUGUGGGCACCUGUGCAGCCGCAUCGCGCUCGCUGGUGCCGCUCUCCCAGGUCUCGUUCGGGUCCUGUAUCACCUCACCCCAAGCACGUGCACGUACACCCUCCUGGCGCGGCUGCGGUUACAGCGACAGACCCAGCGUCCAAAGCAGUUUUGAUUUUGUACCUUGGCGUAGAGCAUGCGAUAGGGA
This is a messenger RNA of Grus americana (Whooping crane), 1479 nucleotides long. Its product is annotated as GTP-binding protein Rhes-like. Lineage: Eukaryota; Metazoa; Chordata; Aves; Gruiformes; Gruidae. Gene Ontology annotation, molecular function: GTP binding; GTPase activity. The transcript has a single exon. The record is from RefSeq and is a predicted model, not a curated record. The coding region runs from base 273 to 899 and encodes 208 amino acids.